Messenger RNA from Naegleria lovaniensis, 1515 nucleotides. RefSeq lists its product as uncharacterized. The transcript is spliced from 4 exons. The record is from RefSeq and is a predicted model, not a curated record. The coding region runs from base 1 to 1515 and encodes 504 amino acids. NCBI's taxonomy places the organism in Eukaryota, Heterolobosea, Eutetramitea, Acrasida, Naegleriidae.
AUGUCUUCACAACAAGAAACGACACUAUCACUCUCCUCCAACGGAUCGUACCAACAUCGUCAGCACGAGGAGGACCAACCACAUUCAUCAUUCACUAAUUUUCAAAUUCUAGGAAAAUCCUUUCAACACUUGGAUCAUCUCUCUCUUCUACAACAACCCAUUCGACAAGUUUCCAUCGGGUUCGGUCACGUCAUGAUUCUCUGUGAGAAUGGAAAACUGUAUUGUUUUGGUAGAAAUGAUUGUGGACAAUUGAAUUUAAGCAUUGAAAGUAAUCCUUCCAAUAGUAACAUUUAUGGAGACACAUUGGAUAUUAUGAAGUUACGCCAUUGUUUGGGACCAACCACCACCACUCGUGUCCGUGUUGAAAAUAACACUGGAAAUAACACUGGAAAUAACAAUGACAAUACACUUCCUUCUCUAUCGAUUCGAUCGGUUCAUUGUGGAGCUCUACAUACCAUGAUUUUAUGUGAAAAUAAUAUCAUUUAUGCGUGUGGAAGUAAUUCGAAUGGACAAAUAAGUAUGCCUGCACAAGUAGCACUUGCUUGUGGAUCGGAGAUUGAAAAAUUUACUCGAGUGGAUUUGAGUUCGUGUCCAUUAUUGCAAAUGCCUUUUUCGUCCAUGAAUGCAACAACAACACCCAUGAAUCGAAUUAAGAAAUUGCAUUGUCGUUUUUCACAUAGUGGGAUUUUGAGUGAAAAUGGAGAGUUGUAUUGUUGUGGAAGAAAUUACGACUUGGAAUUAGGAAUUCCCAAAGAAGACAAAGUAUUGAAAUUCACCCAAGUGUUGAACAUUCCCAAAAUGAAACAUUUUGAUUUUGCUUGGAAAUACAUGGUUGCCAUCAGUGUUGACAAUGUCAUUUAUUCCUCAAAAUAUGGAAUUUUAAAAACCGUGCGAGAUGAAAAUGGAAAUGAAUUUUUUUGUCGAUACGAAAAGAGUACUCCCAAUUCCUUUGGAGAUAUCAUCAAACUAGAAUGUGGCAAUGAACACACCAUGUUUCUCAAUUCAAGACAUGAAUUGUAUGGAUUUGGAUAUUCAGUCGAUGGUCAAAUUGGUGUCAAUAGUGUUGUCAAGGAAGUUAUUCGAAUUGCUUUGAAUCAACUCAAAUACGAUGUCAUCCAUGAUUUUACAUGUGCCUAUAAUCAGUCGUGUAUUAUCACAAAGAAGGGCUAUCUGUAUGUGUCUGGCUUGUGGGAUUUUACGGGUCUUUCUGCAAACCAUGAUGACGAGGAUCCUGAAGCGAACCAAGUGAUUCUGAACUAUCAGAAACAGAAACCACCAGUGAAUGUCUUUCAAUUUACAAAAUUACCAAUUCCCAAGAAACGCUUCAAUUCGAUUUCUAUGGGAAAUGAAAUUGCAUUUCUAUUUCAUAGAUAUGACAAUGAGUACGAAUAUGAAAAACAGUUGAAAUCCAAACUAUUCUAUCAAUUGAAACAUUACAAUAGCAUCACGAAUCAUAGCAACAGUGAAGAACAUCCUCAUUCGUUGUUUGAUAUUGUCAUGAUCACACACGUGUGA